GCCGCCCCGAGUUACUUGGAGCCGGUCGGUCCCGGUCCUGGCGGCGGCGGCGGCACCAUGGACACCUCCGCGCGGCCCCGGCUCCGCCCGCCGCUCCCCGCGCUGCUGCUCCUGCUGCUGCUCCUGCCAGGCACCCGGGCGGCGGUGCAAGUGCAGGUGCAGGUGCCAGCGCUGGUGGAGACAGAGCUUGGCGCCCGAGUCACCAUACCCUGCAGCUACAACGUCUCGGGGCGCGCGGGCCCCCCCCUGGUUGAGUGGUUCAUCACAGAGCGCAGUGGGGAGCGGCGCCGCGUGGCCUUCACCGAAGGCGGCCGCAGCGCAGUGGACACAGGCACGGAGUACACAGGGCGCUUGGUGCUGGACCCCCAUCAUGGGCUGGAGCUGGAGGCUGCCAGCCUCGCCGACGAGCGCGUCUUCUCCUGCCAGGUCACGGCCGGCACCGCCGGCAGCGCUGAGGGCACUGCCCAGGUCCGCGUCUAUGCCACUCCCGAGCCCCCUGAGGUGCGUGUGAACCCCUGGGCGCUGUCGGUGACAGAGUCGUCGGCAUCAGAGGUUGCCACCUGCAUCAGCCGCAACGGGCACCCGCUGCCCACCCUGACCUGGUCCAAGGACGGGGACCCCCUGGACACCCCUCCCGAGCGCAACGACGAGCUGUACGCGGUGCUGCGCAGUGUGCGCGAGGCCUCGGGGCUGCGCUCCGCCUCCAGCACCUUGUACCUGCGGCCGCGCAAGCGGGACCGCGCCGCACGCUUCCGCUGCCACGUGACCUUCCCGCGCCCCCACGGGCCCCCUGGCCGCACCGCCUCCAGCCCCUUCACCCUGGUGCUGCACUACUACACGGAGAACGUGAACUUCACCCUGGAGUCCCCCCACGGUGGCAUCACCAAGGAGGGGGAUGACGUGGUGCUGCGUUGCCACGGCGACGGCUACCCCAGCCAGGCCUACACCUUCAACACAGUGGAGGGCCGUGACCUGGGCACGAGCGCGGACGGGCGGCUGGCGCUGCCGCGGGUGACGCGGGCGGACACGGGCACCUACCGGUGCCGUGUGCUCGACUUCGACAGCCCCCCCGAGGUGCAGCUGGAGCGGGAGCUCAGCUUGCACGUGCACUACCUGGACACACCGGUGCUGCAGCCCAGCAAGAUGGCCACCGUGCCGCUGGGAGGGGACCUGGAGCUGCGCUGCGCCGCGACCGGCUCUGAGGCCCCCCAGCUGGCCUGGAAGAAGGGGCAGGACUGGCUGGGCCCGGGCCCUGUGCACACGCUGCGCACGGUCUCCUACAGCGAUGCCGGGCCUUACACAUGCGAGGCAGCUGUGCCCAGCGUGCCCGGGCUGCAACGCAACGAUACGGUCCACAUCGUGGUAGAAGGGCCGCCCAAGAUGGAGGACCCAGAGCCAGUUUUUGGUCGUGAGGGGGACCUUGUCCGUCUGUCGUGCCAGGCUCAGGGGCACCCCCUGCCCCACAUCACCUGGAGCCUGCAUGACGUCACGCCAGAGGACAGCGGCGCUGAGGGCCAUGUGAACAGCACUGUGUGGGUGCAGAUGACACCUGAGCUCGCUAAUGAUGGUGUCCGGUGCCACGCUCACAACCGCUAUGGCGAGGCCGAGACCAGCUUCAGCCUCCGCAUCCUAGGGAAGAUCACGUUCGUGCCCACUGUGCCCACCACGCACCCCACAGGGGGGCCCUUGGCCGGUCCGGGGGCUGCAGUAGUGGCCGUGGUGGUCUGCGUCCUGGUCCUGCUGCUUGUUGUCGGCUGCUUCUACGGGCUCCAGCGACGCCGGCACCUGCCGUGCAGGGGGGGCGGCGAGAAGCGCUCCCUGACCCCCAGGGCCGGGGGGGUCACAGCACCAGGGGGGGCCACGGAGCUGCGGCCGGAUGGGACAGAGCAGAGUCGGGGGUUGCUGAGCCCAGGGGGGGGGCCUGGCCCCGAGUGCUGAGACUUCCCCAGAGCGGCUGGGAUAAGGAGGAAGAGAAGACUCCAUCCCCCACACUGCACCCCGUCCUAUUGGCCUCGCUGACCCACCCCCACCCAUCUAUCCGUCCUGCUGUCUGGGGGGGGUCCAGGUAGUCAUCACACUGGUUUCACUGGGGGGAGUGAGGGGAACCCAGAUGUCCUAGCCCCUCCAGCCCCCCACCCCCUUCCCCCACCAUUCCUGGCUGGUGGGGAAUGGGGGGGCAAGGGGACCCCCCCACUACCCUGCCAGCCUGGGAGGGCUGGUUUGGUGGCGGGGGGCACGUGCAUGUAGCCAAUAAAGAGCUGUCAGCGA
This is a messenger RNA of Alligator mississippiensis (American alligator), 2268 nucleotides long. It is a transcript of the gene BCAM, whose product is annotated as basal cell adhesion molecule (Lutheran blood group). Lineage: Eukaryota; Metazoa; Chordata; Crocodylia; Alligatoridae. The record is from RefSeq and is a predicted model, not a curated record. The coding region runs from base 58 to 1938 and encodes 626 amino acids. The transcript is spliced from 16 exons. Gene Ontology annotation, cellular component: plasma membrane.